UGUAAAAUCUUAAAUGUUGUUCUCUUAUGCAUCGUAAUUAAAAGGUUAGUGAGUUAGAUAUUCAUAAACGCGUUCAAGUGAAAACGGUUGUGAUAAGGUUCAGAAUGGGGAAACUAAGGAAGAAACACAACUGGAAAGGAAGACAGCAAAGCGACCCUCAAGAAUCAGCGACUGAAGUGAAGUCAGAAAUUGUGAUAGAACUACAAGAUGGAGCCAAACUGAAAGGUGUGGAUGAGAGCAACGCUCUGGUGCUUCCAGCCAGCAGAGCGACCAAGAAGAAGAAGGAUUCUCUGCAGACUGUCAGCAGGAAAAGACCUCUGACUAAAAAGCAGAGGAAGGAGCUGCAGAAGGUCCUGGAGCGCAAGGAAAAGAAAGCUCAGGGUGGUUUCAUACCAGAUUCGAUAUGAAGGCAACGUGACAAGCGACACAAAGAUCAAGUUCAUGACAGACGGUGUCCUGCUGAAGGAGAUUCAGAAGGAUUUUCUUCUUCAGAAAUACACUGUAAUAAUUAUAGAUGAAGCACAUGAAAGGAGCGUCUACACAGACAUCCUCAUGGGGUUAUUGUCCCGCAUCGUCCCCCUUAGAAACAAGAAACAGAUGCCUAUGAAGCUGCUGAUAAUGUCAGCUACUCUGAGGGUGGAGGACUUCACAGAAAACCAGAAGCUGUUUCGGACGCCUCCGCCCGUCAUCACAGUGAAUGCUCGUCAGUUCCCAGUCACCAUCCAUUUCAACAAACGCACCCCACUGGAGGAUUACGCCGGAGAAGUCUUUCACAAGAUCUGCAAAAUCCACCGGAUGUUGCCCGCAGGUGGAUGGAACAACAGUGUUUUCUGCCGGUUCAAGGUCUGCUGCGGCGCAUCUCCAGGAACAACAAGCAACAUCCGAUUACAGGAUGACACUAUUUCUCUGUCAGCUGUGAACAUGUGAACAUGUCAUCCGUGGUACCAGUCGAAGACUGAAAUUUCAUCCUCUCCACUAGCUUUGGGCGACUAACAGAGAAUGUAUUGGUUUUCAUUGCAGGUUUUGUUGUUAGGAAGGUCAUGAGGCAGCUUUCAUGUGAUGUAUGUCCUAACAGUUUGGUGUGAGAGACUGCAACAGCAUCGUUCUGAAAGCUACCACCUACUGACCUUGAAAAACAACGGAGCUCUGAUUCCAAGCACAGGCACAAUCAAGGUGAUGUUUUUGAUCCUCACCACCAUAUUGUUGAAACUCAAGAUGGCAUUCACUUCAGCCGCAUGUCAUGUUGAUUGUGACCAGUUUUCAAACAUUGAUAAAAGGGUCAGUUUGUAAGCCAUCUUUAAUUUGAUUGGAAUUUCCCUGGGGAUCAAUAAAGUAUCUAUGACCAAACUUUAUAUAUAUGUAUACCGGUAUAUGUAUAUGUAUGUAUCUGUAUAUCUAUAUAAUAAAAUAAGUUAAUUCAAAAACAAGUACACAUUUUUUGCAAUACUUCCGUACUGCUUAUUCCCUCAUCUAAUUGAACCAGCUGGAAAUUGUAUAUAAAUCAGGAAAUUCAGAGAAAAAAUCCUUAUUCUUAAGAAUUCAACACAUAAAAAUAAAGCUCAAUCAAAGGCUUUUUAUUUUCUUAAAUCUUACCAUGUGUGCAGACUGAUGAAUAGCCACACUUCACUGCACCUUCUUAAAUCCCAUGGUCUCAGUAGGAAGGUACUUAUUACCUCCAUUGCCUUUUCUUUUUGGCCUCAUUUUUGUGAAAUUAAUAAUGACAUGGUGGAAAAAGUAAGAGAAACAAAGGGUUUAAAAGAUGGGAUACUAACUUCAUCAGGACUGCACAUUUCAGUAUUUUUUUAUUUAUUUUUUUUACAUUGCGUCAUAAUUCACACCAGUUUUGAAACUUCAAAACGUGUUUUCCACGGUGCAAAUAUUUCCGUCACGUAUGCAGCAUACUUAUCCUUGCUCGUACUGCAUCCUGUAGAUAGAAAUCUAGUUCCUUCAGCAUUUAUCACAAUCUUCGCAGCGAGUUCCUCUUCUACUCUUCCAUGCACUUACAACAGAACCAACAGACUUAAAAACAAUUAUUUCGGUGUGUAAGUGUCUGAAGCAACAAAGACUGUGCCGUGAUACAAACUAAAAGCUACAAUUUCCAACCAAACAAACGUUGAUGAAUAUAGAAAUUUCACCUAAACACAACACAUAAACUAGUUGCAUUAUUUAAUUCAGCAGCCCUUAUUUGAUACCAUUUACAGUUUUUCUUACUCUUGAAAUACUGACAAUACGUGACCCAAACACUUCUGGUUUGAUCUGUGACAGAAUAUUUAUGUCUUCUCUGAAAUAUAACCAUAUAUGACAGUGCAUGAUUCCUGCUGACAGACAGAUAUCUCAAAGUUGGAACUUAUCUCACUAAAUAUGCUUUCAUGUGGCUUCAGAAUCUCGUCCGCGGUGCUUAAGUAGCUUUUGUUUGCGAUGCACAUCAUUUGCUGCUGCGCCGGUCUGUCCCAAAGCAGCGUGUCUGACUGUGGACGGUAGUCUGCUUGGACUGGCUCGCAGGAUGGUGACACAGAUAAAGCACAAGGCUCAGUUCCAGGAGAGCACAGCAUUUUGAGCUCAGGAUCUCCCUUUAAGUUUGUUUGAUUGAGCAGAGGUUUGACAUUUAAGAUCUCAAUGUCACAGCAGAUGCACUCCUCCACACGCUGAGAUUGCGUCCACUGAUCAGUCUGUGCAAACGUACAGAGACUAUAGGUCAAAUGUAACAAACAGAAAAAAAAAUGCGAAAACUAACUAGUUUAAACAACAAAACAUAUGUCUAUGUAAUAAAUAUGUACAGCAUAUGAAAUGUUUUUGUUUUGUUCUAACUGUUGUAAUACAUUUUUUCCCCUGUUUUUUUGUGUUUGUUCUUUUCAAAUGUAUAGUGGACAUGCUGCUACAAUUAAAUGUAUAGAGCUGUGCCUGUGACUGUCUGCCCUUUUUUUUUUUUUUAAAG
Messenger RNA from Cololabis saira (Pacific saury), 2935 nucleotides. RefSeq names its product probable ATP-dependent RNA helicase DHX37. Gene Ontology annotation, biological process: maturation of SSU-rRNA from tricistronic rRNA transcript (SSU-rRNA, 5.8S rRNA, LSU-rRNA). The transcript has 7 exons. The coding region runs from base 442 to 927 and encodes 161 amino acids. The record is from RefSeq and is a predicted model, not a curated record. NCBI's taxonomy places the organism in Eukaryota, Metazoa, Chordata, Actinopteri, Beloniformes, Belonidae. Gene Ontology annotation, cellular component: intracellular anatomical structure; nucleolus. Gene Ontology annotation, molecular function: RNA binding.